AUGGCUCCAUUGUCGCCGUCGAGGAGGUCUGUCCUCUUCUUCGUUGCAUUCUUCGUCGUGGCCAUCUUUAGUCCGUUAUGUCGCGCUUCGACUGGUGAUGAACUGCCAGAGUUCAAGAACUGUGUUCAGGCCUGCAUCCAACAGGAAUGCGAUGUCGACUCCCCCAAAUCUCUCCCUCUCCACCUCCAACUUUUCCUCUGGACCUGUCCCUCAGAAUGCGAUUACGUCUGUCAACGUCACGUAACUCACGAUCGGAUAGAAAAGGGCCAAUCGAUCGAACAAUUUCACGGGAAAUGGCCGUUUUACCGCGUCAUGGGCGUCCAAGAGCCCUUCUCUGUCAUAUUCUCAAUCCUUAACGGUAUCCAGUUCUACAGAGGCCUUCAGAUCAUCAAACGAGAAUUCCCAAAUACAUACCCUCCGAAGGGAAUAUACUUGUUCGGAGCAUACGUGGGAAUGGCAGCUUGGUUCUUCAGUACCAUAUUUCAUACCCGUGAUUCUAUCCCCACGGAGAGAUUGGACUAUUUCGCAGCCGGUGGAUUGGUCCUCUUCAACCUCUUCUACGCUCCCCUCGUAAUCUUCCGACCAUUCAACAGCACUCCAAUGUCGAGAUCCGAACAAAAAUUUGAAACCUGGGUAUACGUCUGGGGUAUCAUCUGCACGGUCGCAUAUCUGUCCCACGUCUAUUUCUUGCAAUUCGUUAGAUUCGAUUAUACUUAUAAUAUGGCUGCGAAUGUGGUUGUCGGUCUGUGUCAAAAUGUAUUGUGGGUUUAUUACUCCAUUACACGCUAUGAUAAGGAAAAGAGGCCUUGGGCUUUUUGGCCAGGGUUUAUUGUCGUGUGGAUGACUUGUUCCAUGAGUUUGGAGUUAUUGGAUUUCCCACCGUUGUUCGAUGCACUGGAUGCUCAUGCCCUUUGGCACGCGGCGACGAUUCCGGUGCCCAUGUGGAUGUAUAGGUUUCUCGUUAGAGAGUCAAAAGACGAUAUCUAUGGAAAACGUCUCAAAAUGUAA
Orbilia oligospora ATCC 24927 is the source of this 1008-nucleotide messenger RNA. RefSeq lists its product as uncharacterized. The transcript has 3 exons. Lineage: Eukaryota; Fungi; Ascomycota; Orbiliomycetes; Orbiliales; Orbiliaceae. Gene Ontology annotation, biological process: GPI anchor biosynthetic process. The coding region runs from base 1 to 1008 and encodes 335 amino acids. Gene Ontology annotation, cellular component: endoplasmic reticulum membrane. The record is from RefSeq and is a predicted model, not a curated record. Gene Ontology annotation, molecular function: hydrolase activity, acting on ester bonds.